GGGCACUUUGAAGCCGCCAUAUUGCUUCGUCGUCCUGGCUUGAAGGAGAGAGCGAGCGGAGAUGAAGGGGAUUCGGGGAUUCGCUCAAUUAUCGACGAGGCUUUACGCGGCACAGGCUGCCCGUAAAGUGGAGACCACAAGGGCUGCCGAACAUGUUAAGUUUCAGCCGCAAGAUGUGCAGUUGACCAGACUGCCCAGUGGACUGGUGAUAGCCUCUCUGGAAAACUACUCACCAGUUUCCAAGAUUGGUGUGUUUGUUAAGGCCGGCUGUCGUUAUGAGACUCCUGACAACCAGGGCGUUACCCAUGUCCUCCGAUUGGCCGCCAACCUGACUACCAAAGGAGCUUCAGCUUUCAGGAUAUGCCGGGGUAUCGAAGCGGUAGGAGGCAAACUAAGUGCGUCUUUGUCCAGAGAGAACAUGAUCUACACUGUUGACUGCUUGCGAGAUGACAUCGACACAGUGAUGGAGUAUCUGAUCAAUGUGACGACGGCGCCAGAGUUCCGACCGUGGGAGGUUUCCGAUCUCACACCUAUGGUGAAGAUUGACAAGGCCCGAGCAGGACAGAGUGCUCAGAUAGCUGUGGUUGAAAGUCUCCAUGAAGCCGCCUACAAGAAUGCUCUGUGCAACUCUCUGUACUGUCCUGACUACAUGGUGGGCAAUGUCCUGUCUGAACAUCUGCACCAAUUUGUCCAGAAUAAUUUCACAAGUGCAAGAAUGGCUCUUGUUGGACUUGGCGUGGACCAUAACGUUCUGAAGCAAGUAGGAGAGCAAUUCCUCAACAUCCGCAGUGGCGCCGGAACGUCAGGUGCCCAAGCUCGUUAUCGCGGAGGUGAGCUUCGCCUGCCAAGCACCAGCAGUCUGGUCCACUCUGCGGUUGUGAGCGAGGCUGCGGCCUCGGGCACCGGUGAAGCUGUGGCCUUCAGUGUUCUGCAGCACCUGCUGGGAGCUGGUCCACGCAUCAAGAGGGGCUCCAAUGCCACUAGCAAACUGGUGCAGGGUGUUGCCAAGGCAACUGCCGACCCCUUUGAUGUAAGUGCUUUCAAUGUUAGCUACUCUGACUCUGGGCUGUUUGGAAUCUACACUAUUUCCCAAGCAGGAUCCACCGGCACUGCCAUCAAGGCCGCUAUCGCAGAGGUGAAUGCUGUCGCCGACGGCGGAGUCACAGCUGCUGACCUCACUUGGGCCAAGGCGUCACUGAAGUCUCACUUGCUGAUGUCCCUGGAGACUUCAGAUGGUCUGCUGGAGGCCAUGGGCACUCAGGCUCUGGCUAGUGGCUCCUACCACUCCCCUGAAGAAUUUGCCAAAGACAUCGACAAUGUCUCCUUAACGGAUGUAGCCAACGCUGCCAAGAAGUUCGUGUCUGGCAAGAAAACCAUGGCGUCCAGCGGGAACCUCAUCAAAACCCCCUUCAUCGACGAAAUCUAAAACCCUCCUCCAUUUCUUCCUUGCCUUGUCAUUUCACUUCUUAACGGCAAAGCAGAAUUGGUUUCCUCCACUGUAACAGAAAGACACAAUUUACGUGCUGUUGGUCUGAGAUAUAUUUAUCUGUGUAAGAUAUGUUUUCGGGUAAUCACAACAUCAUUUUCCAGCUCACAAACAGUAUAAUGUAUAGCUCAUGUAAAAUAAUGAAUAAAUUCUAUCUGCCUGACAGAGUUGUGGUUUGUCAUGCUGAAACGUGUUUUCCAAAACAUACAGGGUGUUCACGUCCAUCAGGGCUCUUUACCAUUUAAAGCAAAAAAAAAAAGCAAAAUAGACAAAUCUCUGGAUUAUUACCCCAAAAAAAAGUAUAUAUAUUUUUUAAAUAAACCAUCUAAUACUAUGGAUUCCUCCGCUUAUCCCUUAAUCAACAUUAUCCCUGACUUCCUAAAUGUCAAAUUGGCAGACGUGUGAAGAUGGAUGUAUUUGAAGAAGCUGUUUACAAUGCUGGCUGGCUUUCAAACAUCAUGAGACAUGCAACUUGAAUUUUUUUUGUUAUCAAAAUGUGUUUGUAUAUAAUUGACAAUAAAAAUUCAUUUUUAACUUCCA
This is a messenger RNA of Phycodurus eques (leafy seadragon), 2026 nucleotides long. RefSeq names its product cytochrome b-c1 complex subunit 2, mitochondrial (gene uqcrc2b). The record is from RefSeq and is a predicted model, not a curated record. Gene Ontology annotation, cellular component: mitochondrion. Gene Ontology annotation, molecular function: metal ion binding. The coding region runs from base 62 to 1426 and encodes 454 amino acids. NCBI's taxonomy places the organism in Eukaryota, Metazoa, Chordata, Actinopteri, Syngnathiformes, Syngnathidae. The transcript has 14 exons.